GUGGCACUGAGUUCUGAGAAAAUUAAGAUGGCGUAUAUCUCGAUAUUUGCAAGAAGCUUUGGCAAGAAUGAGAAGAAGAAGUUGGGAUAUGGAGCUACUGGAAGUUUGAUUAUGGCAUUCGGCAUUUGGAUUGUGUUCAAGCAUUAUUUGUGUCAAGUUUCAGUUUUGAGUUUGCAGAAGAUACCAAUAGAUGCUAGUCUUGAAAUGCCAGUGAAAGUGAUCAAUGAUACAAAAAUCUCAAGGUAUUUAGAGGGUGAGACAGAGAAAGUCAAGCCAACAUGCAAUUUCUUGGAACCAAGAUCAGAUUAUUGCGAGAUCACUGGCGACAUAAGAGUUCAUGGGAAAUCUUCCACUGUCUCUAUAGCUUCAUUGCAAUCAGGCUUUCAGGUUGGAAAUUAUUCAUGGAAAAUAAGGCCUUACUCUAGAAAAGAAAACUCAGUGGCAAUGGAGCUUGUUAAGAAUUGGUCAGUAAAUUCGCUGACAGGUUAUAAUAAAACUCAUCAUUGUAAACUCAAUCACAGUGUUCCAGCCAUUCUUUUCUCCCUUGGAGGAUUUUCAGGAAAUCAUUUUCAUGAUUUUAGCGACUUAGUGGUUCCUCUGUAUAUAACUUCUCAGCAAUUUAAUGGGGAAGUUCAGUUUCUUGUAACAGAUUAUAAACCCUGGUGGGUUUCCAAGUUCCGGAGAAUACUUGAGAAUCUUUCAAGGUAUGAAAUUAUAGACAUUGAUAAACAAGAGAAUGUCCAUUGCUUCUCAAGUGUGAUUAUUGGCCUGAAAUAUCACAAAGAGCUGAGCAUUGACCCUUCAAAAUCCCCAGCCGGAGUAUCCAUGAAAGAUUUCAGACGCUUCCUGAGAAGCACGUACUCCUUGCAGCGAACAAAAGCAAUAAAAUUGCGAGAAAGUGAUCAAGAUCGAAGGCCUCGGUUAUUAAUCAUAACAAGGAGAAAAUCGCGAGCAUUUGUGAAUGUGGGUAGAAUAAGUAAAUCAGCAAGAAACUUGGGGUAUGAAGUAGUAGUAGCAGAGGCUAAUCUUUCAACAGAUUUAACAAAAUUUGCAGCAUUAGUGAAUUCUUGUGAUGUGUUGAUGGGAGUGCAUGGAGCUGGACUGGCAAACAUGGUGUUCCUCCCUGAAAAUGCAAUUCUGAUUCAAAUAGUUCCGCUGGGAAAGAUCGAGCGGCUGGCAAGAGCUGACUUUGCGGAGCCUUCAAAAGACAUGAAUAUAAGAUACUUGGAGUAUAAUAUUGGGGUGAAAGAAAGCUCUCUGAUAAAAGAAUAUCCAAUUGAGCAUGUAAUUUUUAGAGAUCCAAUGGUAGUUCAUAAGCAGGGUUGGGGUGCAGUGAAGUCAAUGUACUUGGAGAGACAGAAUGUGAAAUUAGACGUGCAUAGGUUUAAACCCACAUUGUCAAAAGCUUUUGAGCUUCUACGUCAUUAGGGCUUAUAUUUAUAUAUUUAUAAUAUUGCUUUAUUUAUUCA
Molecule: messenger RNA, 1469 nt
Organism: Pistacia vera
Lineage: Eukaryota; Viridiplantae; Streptophyta; Magnoliopsida; Sapindales; Anacardiaceae
Product: beta-1,2-xylosyltransferase XYXT1-like
Exons: 3
Coding region: 28-1428 (466 amino acids)
Molecular function (GO): glycosyltransferase activity
Source: RefSeq, a predicted model, not a curated record